AUGUGGCCGAUGGACCCGAAGCCGAAGUUAACGAAAGAUGAUAAAGGUGAGUGCGUGGAUGCAACCAUGUAUCGACGCCUCAUUGGUAGCCUUCGUUACUUACUUCACACAAGACCCGACUUGGGAUACUCGACUGGAGUGCUGAGCAGGUUUAUGGAGAAGCCAAAGUUGUGUCAUCUUCAAGCUUUGAAGCAAGUUUUACGGUAUGUAAAAGGGACUGUUGGGUUUGGUUUAAAAUAUCGCAGAGGAGGUGAUGGUAAACUGCUGGGGUACAGUGACAGCGGUCACGGUUUGGAUGACGGCAGAAGUACUACUGGUAUUGUGUUUUAUCAUUCAAACAAUUUAAUCACUUGGGCUUCGCAGAAACAAAGGACAGUGGCGUUGAGCUCUUGUGAAGCAGAAUUUAUGGCUGCUACCUCAGCCACUUGUCAAGCCUUGUGGCUGAGAAAUUUGUUAAGUGACCUGACAGGAGAGGCACCUCAGCAGGUGAAAUUGUUAGUUGAUAAUGAGUCAGCGAUAGCCUUAAUGAAAAACCCAGUGUUCCACGGACGCAGCAAGCAUAUCGACACGAAGUAUCAUUUUAUUCGGGAAUGUAUAGAGCGGGGGCAGAUUCAAGUACAACAUGUUAGCGGGGAGCUUCAAAAGGCUGAUACAUUGACGAAGGCACUACCUCGAAUCAAGUUCGGGGAGAUGAGAGCACUGUUGGGGAUUGAAGAUCUUGGCGACCCGGUUCAACAUUAA
This is a messenger RNA of Helianthus annuus (common sunflower), 741 nucleotides long. Its product is annotated as secreted RxLR effector protein 161-like. The transcript has a single exon. The record is from RefSeq and is a predicted model, not a curated record. Lineage: Eukaryota; Viridiplantae; Streptophyta; Magnoliopsida; Asterales; Asteraceae. The coding region runs from base 1 to 741 and encodes 246 amino acids.